Molecule: messenger RNA, 1354 nt
Organism: Rattus rattus (black rat)
Lineage: Eukaryota; Metazoa; Chordata; Mammalia; Rodentia; Muridae
Product: cystatin-9-like
Exons: 4
Coding region: 406-807 (133 amino acids)
Biological process (GO): antimicrobial humoral response
Molecular function (GO): cysteine-type endopeptidase inhibitor activity
Source: RefSeq, a predicted model, not a curated record
UUAAUUGGGCUUGCUUACACUUUCAGAGAUUAAGUCCAUUAUCAUCAUAGCAACUCAUAGGUAGACAUGGUCCUGGAGAAGCUGAGCGUUCUAUACCCAGAUUCACAGGCAACAGGAAGAGAAAAGCCUCUGGAGAUGUUUUUUCCAUUGAAGUUCCCUCUUCCAAAAUGAUUCUAGCCUGUGUUGAGUUGGCAUAAAAACUAGCCAACAUAUGUGGAGAAGUGCAACUGGGAAAGAGGAAUCUGAUUUAGUGCUAAUAUGCUAAUAGACCAAGUAAAGAACCCAACAAGAGAAAGGUUUGUCUAGACUCUUGGCCUCUCUCUUCAUCUGCCCUGCUCUGAAUUCAUACGGCAGGACACUUUCUACAAUGGGAGUCCUGUGAUGAAUGUUAAAUGAGGGGGGAAGAUGGCUCUGCCCUGGACAAUAUUACUGACUCUCUUGGGUAUCUACAUCCAAGGAGCUCACACAUGGUGUUCGGAAACGGAUAAACUCGACAUUGAUCAAGCAGUCAGUGACCCUGACACAUUGAAGUUUGCUUUGAGUGAAUUCCACAAGCAGAGUAAGGAUGAAUAUGCCUACAGGCUGAUACACAUCAUGAGUUUCUUUAAAGUACAGGAAGAACCACCACAAACUUUCUUCAUGAAGCUGAGGCUGACAAGAACCAUCUGUAAGAAAUUCGAGAAAAACCUAGACACCUGCCCCUUACCUGAACUGGAAUAUGUCCUCAUCUGUUCCUUCAGCAUCAGCAGCCCAGGCUCAAAACAGUUCAAUCUGUUGAAGAUGACUUGUUCUGAGGGACUUCUCUGACUGAGAUCCACCACAAAGAUCUACAUACAGCACUGAUCCAGGCCUGCUCCUUUUUCUAAAGAUACCUGCCAUUCACAGCAAUCAGCAAUUACAGGCUUAAGAAGCUCUGCAAGUGUCUGUGCUUUCAUGUCCUGGCAUUUUAGAAAUGUUCCUCUACACAGAUUCAUCAUAUAGAUUAGAUCUUUAGACACCAGCACGCAAUAAGAUUUGUGGGCUCUGGGCAUGAGGGUGGACGCCGAGCACUUAGUGGAGUAAUCUCAGCAAGGUAGCUUAGUGGCCAUCCUUGUAGACCAAGAGCUGUCCCAGAUACUACCAUUAAGGUCCAUCUGAGCUCUGGUCUCAUGACACAUAUGGUCAGAGAUAUGAAUGAUUGUUACCUGUCCCCCCUACCAGGGCAUCACAUGUACAUUGUCUUUGCUCUUGAGGACAUUCCUCACAUAUCUCUUCCCAGGUCUCUGAAGUUGGUGCAUGGAGGUUGGACUGUAGCCUCACUCUUCAGGGAGUGGUUCCCCAACAAAGAACAGCAGCAGCAUCUGUUUGGCACCAA